CAGGUGAUGUUCGAAUUCGCUCUAUCCACAAGUCACCAUCCCUCUUUGCAUUUGAUGAUCAGUUUUGCCGCUUUCGCAACUACUACGUAAGAUUUUUGAUGUCACUAGCAACAAGAAGUCCAGUUGAUUUGUCAGCGAUCACAAGAUGACGCGCAAGUCGGCAUGGCCAUGGACCUCACCUCGCACACUCGAGGCGACCUACCUGGAUCCUAUACCUUGCGCCCGCUGAUCAAUGAAGUCCCGUUGACACCGAAAGAGGAUGGCAGCCCGGCGCACAUCACUUGCGUAGAUUCAUGGAACGGCAACUUGUAUAUCGGGUCUUCCUCUGGAGAGAUUCUACAUUAUUUCCAGAUCCCACCAGAUCCGGCCGAACCUGAUGGCGAGCCUGCGUAUAUCCUGGCUACGCGCAUUGAGCCUGAGCCUGCCUCAGCGCACACAUCGCCUUCUGAUAUUGGCGUGAAACAAAUCCUGUUGCUUCCGCACGAGGCAAAGGUCUGCAUUCUAUGCAAUGGAGUUCUACAAUUCUAUUCGCUGCCCGAAUUAAGCCCAGGCAUCGAUGGCAAAAUUAUCCGACAACAGGGAUGUCUCUGGGUGGGAGGAUUGGAUCGAAACAUUGCUCAGGAUGCACUGGAGCGACCAGACGGUACCGCGAUCGUCAUGUGCCUCAGGCCGCGGUUGCGCCUGAUCAACAUUGGCGAGCAGGCACGAAAGAUCCGGGACAUCGAACUUGGCGGCAUAUCAGCAAUCGAAAGAAGAGGAGACCUAGCUUGUGUCGCAGACGGAGAAUCAUAUUCACUGCUCGAUGUUGUUAAUCAGCGCAAGCAGGAGCUGUUCGCGAUUUCAUCCUCAGCCGACACACAACCUCUUGCGCCAGCUAGACCGGCUUCUCGCAGCGUCAGCUCUGCGACCAGUCCGGUACGCCAGAGCCGCGGGCAUGAUCGAAAUAUCAGUCUUGGUGGCCAGCCUCGGAGCGGUGACAGAUCUCGGCCAGAUCUAGGGAUGAAUUGGCCUACACGCGCAUCAUCCCGUACUUCAUUACCACCUCCUGCGAAAUCAUCUCGUGAGCCAAGCCCAUUGAAGGUUGACAAGCCGCUACCCGAGGCGCCCGAGAUACAACAAGUUCCAGAUGCGCGGACGAGACCUGCUCGUCCACUACCACCGAACAUCAUAUCACCAACCGCCAAUGAGUUCUUGCUAACAACGGGAACGAGGCUAGAGGAACCUGGUGUAGGAAUGUUUGUUAAUCUCGAUGGAGACCUCGUUCCCCGCGGCACACUGGAGUUCAGUAGCUACCCACUCUCCAUUGUACUUGACAGUAAUGGUCCCGAUGCGACCACCCCUAAACUCGACGACUUGUCCAGAGAGGGAACCUUGCUUGCUCUUGUGCAGAAGUUGGAAUCCGGGAUCAUGCAAAAAUGCAUUGAGAUCCAGAAAUGGAACGUUAAUUCCAGCGAGACCGACACUGCGAAAGAGUGGCUUGUCAUUGGUCCAGCGGAGGAUUUCGAGGAGCAACCCUCGCUCAGUCACUACGGCCUCAUAGAAGUAACAAGCCCCGCGCAAUUGUCAGGAGACAGCAUAGGCGCCGCGCUCCGACUGCGCCGACUUCGAAUAGGUAAAGAGCAUACAGAAAGCACCGAAGAAGACAGGAAACGCAACGCCGAGGAAGACAAAUUCGCUGCAAGAUUCGAGAAACUUCGCGCAAAUAUUCUGCUCUUUGCCAAUCGUCAGAUUUCGUGGGUGGUUCGUUGCCCAGUCGUGGUACAGCUCAACCGGCAGCUUGAUCUCGCUCUACAAAAGAACGACGAAGGCGUGGUGUCCGUGGACGUUUCAGCGAUACAAAAUGUUGUCAAGAUCUUGCGAGGUCGAGAGCCUCGUGAUGAGCUGGAGUUUCUCACUCUCACGUAUAUUCGUCAAAAAGCCGCUCUUUUGUUAUUUGGCCGACUAAUCCUGCAGACCGCCGGCAACAUCACCACUAGUGAGCUUGAUCGACAGCGGACUGAAGAUGCUUUGGGCGCUGCUGAGCUUGACCCUCGCAUCGUUCUCACGAUGGUGCCACCACUACAGAAAGAAAUAACCCAGGGAAAAGAUGGUAUAUGGGUGCCGCAAGGUAUUCGAGACACACUUGAUAUGCUCCGAGCUUCCUUCGAUGUCGCCGGCCUGAAUCAAGAUCCCAGGGGCCUAUUUGGCGAGAACAUCUUGAUGAUCAUGAAGGGAUACCUGUUCUCUUGGCGCAGGAAAAAGGGUUUCGGGAGUGUCGCUGACGAGGCAAACGUGUUCCUCACUGUUGACGCGGCGCUGCUGCAUGUCUUGCUCCUGCUUGAUCGACACAGCUCAUCUGGCCCCGCUGCCCCAGGCUCGAUUCGCGCCGAGCUCAACGACGUUGUCGAUCGCGGAGUUGAAUGCUUUGACAGGGCCGUUGAAUUAUUCGAGAAGUUUGGUCGCAUCUACAUGCUGAGUCGUCUUUAUCAAAGCCGCAAAAUGUCUGCUAAUGUCCUAGCGACGUGGAAGCGGAUAAUCGAGGGCGAAGUCGACGUUGGUGGCGAGCUUGUCGAUGGAGAGCUGCGUGUGCGUCGCUACAUUGCGCAGAUCAGAGAUAUCUCCCUCGUCGAGGAAUACGGAUCCUGGCUAGCUCGCCGUGAUCCGAGACUUGGAGCCCAGGUCUUCGCCGAUGACAAAAGCAAAAUAAAGUUCGAUUCAAACGAGGCGAUUGCCAUCCUCCAGAAAAAUGCCCCCAAUGCCGUGAAGGACUAUCUGGAACACCUGGUUUUUGACCGGAAUCACAUUCAAUACGUUAACGAUUUAAUCGCCUUUUAUCUAGAUACUGUCCUCAACGCCCUCGAGGAUUCCGAGUCAGUCCGUGGCCUCCUAUUAGACUCAUACGCGACAUAUAGAGCGUUGGAGCCGCCAAAACCUACAUACCGACAAUUUGUCGCCGACAACCCUGUCGAUGCCGAAUGGUGGCGCAAUAGAUUGAGGCUUUUGCAACUCAUUGGCGGCACCCACGGUCCAUCCUCGCAAUACGACGCGCAAGCGCUCGGCAGCCGCCUCGAGCCUUACAAGAACGAGCUAGUGCCUGAGAUGAUCAUCCUCAAUGGUCGCGAAGGUCGACACGAGACUGCCUUGUACCUAUUGACUCACGGUCUUGCGGAUUACGACACGGCAAUUCGCUACUGCCUGCUUGGCGGCUCGAGCAUAUUUCACCUGCAGUCUGCCUCUGCUGCAGCAUCGACGCCCUCGGCAUUACCGAGUCAUGACGAGCAGUCUCGGCUGUUCAACUAUCUGCUAAACGAGUUCUUCGCGAUUGAAUCGGAGGACGCGCGCCUAGAGCGCACGGCUGAGCUCCUCGAACGCUUUGGAGGGUGGUUCGAUGCAGCAAGGGUGUUAGAACAGAUUCCCGACAAUUGGUCGGUCCAAGUCGUCGCGGGUUUUUUGGUCCAUGCUUUCCGCCGGCUGGUCCGGGAUAAGAACGAGACGAUUGUGGUGAAGGCAUUGAGUGGCGCGCAGAACCUCAAGAAAAGCCUGGAAGUGAUAGAGAAGUCGGAAGGCGCAGGGCCAGUCGUGAUGGUAGCACCUCUCGAGUCGCAAGAAGCCGACGACGAGUCGUAUGCUUGAUCUGAUUUUUUUAUCAUCAUAGCCGAUAGUAACAAUGAGCGAAAUUCGCAGAUUAGUCAGCCAUAUGAUUUCCUGAUACCGCUGCACA
Dissoconium aciculare CBS 342.82 is the source of this 3700-nucleotide messenger RNA. Its product is annotated as TGF beta receptor associated protein. NCBI's taxonomy places the organism in Eukaryota, Fungi, Ascomycota, Dothideomycetes, Mycosphaerellales, Dissoconiaceae. The record is from RefSeq and is a predicted model, not a curated record. The transcript has a single exon. Gene Ontology annotation, cellular component: cytoplasm; fungal-type vacuole membrane. The coding region runs from base 163 to 3612 and encodes 1149 amino acids. Gene Ontology annotation, biological process: endosomal vesicle fusion; autophagy; vesicle-mediated transport.